Messenger RNA from Metarhizium acridum CQMa 102, 2577 nucleotides. The record is from RefSeq and is a predicted model, not a curated record. NCBI's taxonomy places the organism in Eukaryota, Fungi, Ascomycota, Sordariomycetes, Hypocreales, Clavicipitaceae.
AUGUCGCCGCUGGAGGAGCCCACGGGCCAAGAGGUUACUAGCCAACCUGGCAGCAGAGAUGCAGCAACUAUCAAAGAAAAUGUAGAGUCAAGACAGACCCCCGACUCCCCAGCCCACCAUGUCGUUGGGCCAGCCGUUGUCGGGAACAAGCAACACGGCUCCAAGAACAAAGAUGACGAGCAAGGGCAUGCUUCUGCUUCCGGUGAAAGGGGGUCAGAACAGCAUGCUCCCUCCGCUGAAGCUUUGUCCGAAUCUUCAAGCCCCGCCACCGGGAAGCAGGUCCCAGUACCAUUGAAGCUCCGUGAGCCUGACGCACCAGACGUCAUGACCUCUUCUGUGGCCACGAUAAAGGCCCCGACCUCGUCGUCACAUAAAACCGAAAAUGAUGCCCAAUAUCUUACGGCCGAGCAGUCGGCCUACGUCGAUCCCACACCCGCAACUCCCAUGACCUCGCAGCCACCUUCGCGGAGCUCCUCCACCACUGCAAGAUCCCACCGAUCUGACGAACCCUCACCGUCAAGAUCCGAGGGUGCAGAUGAAGAAAAGAGGUUUACAAGUGAAGACGAGCAAGAUGGCGGCUCUCGGUCCGAAAUACAGAGCAUCAUGGAGCAGUUCAGCGAGGCAGGUGGUGGACCUGGUGUAGACGAAGUCAUGAGCCCGCGCUUGGAAAUUGCCUCUCCCAUUCUCUCUGGGCCUGCUCCGCAUCCACCACGGCAGUCGAGCCUAGAGCCCCUCUCGCAGUCGAUACCGAGCCCGCUCCAAGACUUCAGCGCCUUGCGGAUGUCUUCCUCGUCUCCGUCUAGUGUACGGUCCAAGGAACGAGCCAUCGAUGACCAAGGGCCCCCCGUCCCCCCCAAGGACGGUGCCUUUGGGACUCCUCCUAGGACACGAGAGGACGGGCGGCCAUCCAGCAUCACGUCGCCCACCUCUCCGCAGCUAUCUAUGCAUCGGCCACCUCCGCCUGAUCCAGAACCGGAACCGGCACUGCCCUUCGAUUUUCACAGGUUCUUAGAACAGCUACGGAACAAGAAGGCCGAUCCAGUUGCAAGGUAUCUCAAGUCGUUCUUGUCUGAAUUUGGUAAGAAACAGUGGAUGGUUCACGAGCAGGUUAAGAUUACCAGCGAUUUCCUGGCCUUCAUUGCCAAUAAGAUGAUGUUGUGCGACGUCUGGAGGGAUGUAUCCGACGCUGAAUUCGACAAUGCCCGCGAGGGGAUGGAAAAAUUAGUCAUGAAUCGAUUAUAUACGCAGACAUUUUCCCCUGCGAUUGCGCCUCCGAAGCCCAUCCCUGGUGCCAAACCAAGACGGAGAGGCGGAGAUGUACCUUUAGGACCGGGCCGUCGGGGACAACACCAAGAAGAUGUCGAGCGCGAUGAGGUUCUAACGCAGAAGAUCAACAUCUAUGGAUGGGUGAAGUUGGAGCAUCUGGAUAUUCCACCCGUCAUUGGCACAAAGGUCCUUUCUGACGUCUUGGUUCAUUCUUUCUCUUCAGAACUCUUAAAAAUCAAAUCAUAUAGAGCGCCACGAGACAAAAUUAUAUGUGUUCUCAACUGCUCCAAGGUGAUAUUUGGUGAGGUGCCUCCAGAACGUAAUCACCACAAGGUGUUUACUCGAUUGCUAAUUCUGACAGGUCUGUUGAAACACAACAAGUCCGACUCAUCAGCAGAUUCAUUCAUGCCGCUACUGAUUUAUGUUGUGCUGCAAUCCAACCCAGAGCAUCUGGUUUCCAAUGUGCAGUACAUCCUGCGAUUCAGAAAUCAGGAGAAGCUCGGCGGCGAGGCUGGCUACUACUUGUCAUCCCUGAUGGGCGCCAUCCAAUUCAUCGAGAACAUGGACCGAUCAUCACUCACAAUAUCCGACGACGAGUUUGAAAGAAACGUUGAGGCAGCCGUAUCAGCCAUCGCAGAAAAACAUCAAGCCGCAUCCCCCAUCAUCCAGCAGCAGGCAACAUUCAACGAAAAAACCGGCAUCCACCGCAGCGGAUCAAGCGGGCGUCCCUCCACGGACGGCGGCGCAGAGGGCUCAACCCCCCGGCGCUCAACCUCGUCCUACGAAGGCGAAGCCCAAGAUGGCGCAGCAAUUAGCGGCCUCCUCCGAACCAUUCAGAAACCCCUCAGCACAAUUGGCCGCAUCUUCUCCGACGAAAAUGGCUCCUCCUCUAACCCCGGGAGUGCGACCCGGUCUCCAGCUCCGCCGGAUCGCCAACCCCCCCGAUCCAACUACCGCGACGAACAUGCUGCUUCGCGACGCCAACAAGAGCUGUUGCUGGCCAAGCACGCGCUCCCUGCUGAAGAAGCGGCCGCGAGACAAGCAAGCGCCGAGGCAGCAGAGGCCCAGCGCCUUCAUCGUGCCGAACACGCAAAUGUUGUGGAGACACUGGCGGGCAUGUUUCCUGAUCUCGAUAAAGAUGUCAUUAGCGAUGUCGUUUACCAGAAACAGGGAAGACACUCUCAAGUCGACACAAUCGCAUUCGAAACAUACCUCGGUAGCUACAAUCACUAUAAGCCUUUUACCCAAGUCCUUCUCAUCACCAAACAGCAAGCACGUCAAUUGAUUCAUACCGGCGGUGUUCAAGGAUAG